Molecule: messenger RNA, 1493 nt
Organism: Zea mays
Lineage: Eukaryota; Viridiplantae; Streptophyta; Magnoliopsida; Poales; Poaceae
Exons: 3
Coding region: 114-1385 (423 amino acids)
Source: RefSeq, a predicted model, not a curated record
ACGUGCAGACGUCCUGGCGUACAGUGGUGGCGUUGAUUUUUUCCCCAGGCGCUGCUGAUUAUUCCAGGUCGACGCCGGAAAGCUCAUGUUUCAUCUGGCUCAGCCACAGAGCCAUGAAUAUUCGACAAUCACUGUUGCAAUUGAAUGAGUCGUCAUCAGACGAUGAUGACGAAAUUAGUUUCGCCGAGUAUCAUAUCUUUCAUCAGCCUUCACACAGUAAAAGAAAGCAUGAUGGGUCUAUCCCCGGACAUUUAGUUAAAUUUCGAGACAGACAAGCAGGACAUGCAAGAAUGUAUCAAGAUUACUUAGCGGAAAAUUCUACGUUUAGCUUAACUGAUUUCAGACGAAGGUAUAGAAUGAGUCGCGAUCUAUUUAAACGUAUAAUGGCUGCUGUAGAAGAUCAUGAUGACUACUUCAAAUUCAAGUUCAAUGCAGCCAGUACACCUGGAUUAAGUUGUUUCCAGAAAGUCACCGCAGUAUUUCGUAUGAUAACAUAUGGAGUAGCUGCGGAUGCUACAGAUGAGUAUGUUCGUAUCGGAGAAAGUACGGUUAUAGAGAGUCUGAAAAAGUUCGUGAAGGCAAUUAUUAAAGUGUUUGGGGAUGAAUAUUUGAGAGCACCUAAUGAAAUGGAUACAUCUCGGUUACUUGCAAUUGGACAAGAAAGAGGAUUUCCAGGAAUGCUUGGUUCUAUAGAUUGUAUGCAUUGGAGGUGGAAGAAUUGUCCUUCAUCAUGGCACGGCAUGUAUUCAUGCCAUUUACAUGAGCCUACAAUUAUAUUAGAGGUUGUUGCUUCACAAAAUCUAUGGAUUUGGCAUGCAUUUUUUGGUUUGCCUGGGUCGCACAAUGAUAUCAAUGUUCUUCACCGGUCACCACUGUUUUCAAAACUUGCUGAAGGCCAAGCUCCACAAGUUUACUACAACAUCAAUGGACAUGACUAUACCAUGGGUUACUAUUUAGCUGACGGCAUAUAUCCAUCGUGGGCAACCUUUGUGAAAACUAUACCAGAACCACAAGGGAAUAAGCGAAAAUAUUUUGCUAAAGCCCAAGAAGCUGUACGGAAGGAUGUCGAACGUGCAUUUGGAGUUUUACAAUCCCGUUUUGCUAUUGUUCGUGGACCGGCUCAUUUUUGGGAUCAGGAAACAUUAGGCGACAUAAUGAAAGCAUGUGUUAUUAUGCAUAACAUGAUUGUUGAAGACGAGGGUGAAGUCGACCCUGAUGAACGUUUUCAAGACGGUGGCGAUAAUGUGCAGCCUUCCCAUGAUCAACAUCCCGAUUUGGACGAAUUUAUAGAGACACAUCGAAAAAUCAGGGACAAAGAAACUCAUCAUCAGCUGCAACAGGACCUUGUCGAGCACCUUUGGCAACAUCAUUCAGAUCAGUAUUGACACAAGCACCUUUAUUCAGAACUAGCUCUCAUGUAAAUACAGAACUUGUAUUAUGUGAAGAUAAAGAACCACCUCAUUUAGAAACAUGGCGUUCGGUAAUUUGACUUU